AUGGUGUUGAGAACUAAAAGUGUUGUUCUUUGCCUCUGGCUAGCCGCAUUGGCAAUCGCUGCUAUUGUAGGUGUUGAUUUUGGCACACAAUUUACCAAGAGUUUCUUACUUGCACCAGGUGUCCCUUAUGAAAUAAUACUCACGGAUCAGGGUAGUAGAAAGGAGAGUUCAGGCGCUCGUCUACAGUUGGACAAUCUUGACCUUGACCUUGACAAUUUCGAGUCGAUAUAUGAAUCUCAAAUGAUCCCAUUUGCUAUGCAGCUCAAUGAUAUAAAAGCUCGUGCUUUGCAAAACACCGGUAAUAAGGUCAGCCCGGUGAUCGAUAUUGCUGUUAGUAUCCCUGCAUAUAGUUCACAAGCUAUGAGGCAGCUUUACUUGGAUUCUAUGAGCUUGGCUAACGUCUCAAGUGUUUUGGGAUUAGUUGAAGAUGGUACUGCUGUAGCGCUCAAUUUUGUUAACAAUAGGGAGUUUGAAAAUGAAGAAAAAAAGUACUAUUUAGUCUAUGAUGCUGGCGCAGGCCCCACUGUAGCGACUUUGUUCUCAGUGAAACAAGUCAAUGGACAAAAGGUUUUGGAAACUGAAAGUAUGGGAUAUGAUGAAUCUUUGGGAGGAAGAAUAUUGACAAAUUCGGUGUACGAGAUUAUAUUGGAAAAACUCUUGAAUCAUUUUCAAUUGGAUACAAUCUCGGAAAAGGCUUCGGCAAGGUUGCUUGAGGUUGCAGAGAAGGCAAAGAUCAUUUUAUCUGCAAACACCGAGUACAGGACUAUAGUGGAAACCAUUGUUGGCGAUGAAGAUUUCAGAGUGCACGUUACAAGACAGGAAUUUGAGGAUAUAAAUUCUGAUUUGAUGCAAUGCAUAACCUUACCAGUUUUGGAUGCAUUAAAGAAAAGCGGUAAACACGUGGAUGAUCUUGAAGCGGUAAUUUUAAACGGUGGUUCUACAAGGAUUCCAUUUGUUCAAAAACACAUCUCGCUUCUUUUGGGCGAAGACAAAAUCUCCAAAUCAGUCAACACUGACGAAAGUUGUGCUUUGGGAACUACACAGAGAGGAUUGCUAUUAAAAUUAAAGACUUCUAAGGACGUGAAACUUAUCGAUAAAGUAUAUCACAAUUUUGAAAUCAGUAUCAAUGAUGCCGAUGAACUGGUUUUUAUUUUUAAAGAAGGUUCUGUUGCAGGAAACAGCACAACUGUAACACUAAAUGCUACUGAUGACUUUUCAAUCAACUUGUACGAAGAUGGCUCCCUUAUCAAAUCUUAUGAAAUAAGUGCCAUUGAUACAGCAAUAAGUUGCGGAUCCAAUAAAAAAGAAAUAUUAGCGACAUUUGAGUUGGACGAGAAUAAAAUGUUUGAUUUAGUUCGGAUUGAGGCUCAAUGUCAAAAGAAGAAGAAGAAGAAGAGGUCAUUUUUCAAAGAUAUGUUGAAGGAAGAUGAAGAAGCUGAAGUAGUUGAGGGAGAGACUGAAGGAGAGGGCGAGGCAGAGGCAGAGGCAGAGGGUAAGGCAGAGGCAGAGGGUAAGGCGGAGGCAGAGGGUAAGGCGGAGGCAGAGGAAAAGAGAGAAGGCCUCAAUGCUACUAGUACUGACAACAAAGCCAAACCAAAAAAACGGAAGGUGAAUUUGGCUUCCAUUCCGAUCCCAACUGCAAAGUAUCCACAUUUCAAACCAAUUAACAGAACAACCAAAAAAUCGUUACUUGACAAGAUUGCACAUUUGAAUAAGUUGGAGGAAGAAAAAUUGAAAUGGCAAGAGGCAAGUAACAAAUUGGAGAGCAUGUUGUAUGAGCUUCGAGAGUUUAUUGAAACUAACGAGGAGAAAUUGCUUGAGGAAUUAUCUCAAGAACAGUUGAAUGAAUACUUUUCCUUUGUUGGUGAUUUAAUUGAAUGGUUAGACUUUGAAAGUGACGAUGCAACAAUUCUGGACUUGGAGGCCAGAAUAAGUGAGGUUACUGAGAAAGACACGGAGGUAAAGAAAUACAUUAAAAUGUUAUCGGUUGAUUUAUCCAGGAAAGGUAUGGAGAAGCUAUAUGAGGAUGGUACCAAUUUGAUUAUGACUAUUCAAACGGGUAUGUUGCAGUUUGGCGAUCAAGUUUCUGAAAUGAGGAAAAAAUAUGAAGCUGCCAAUUUUGAUUUUGAAAAGGAGAAUAACCGAAUCAAAUCAAAAUUGAUUGACCAAGACGAUCAUAUAAUGUCGUUUGAUAGGAACUUGGAGGAAUAUAAAGAGUUAAUGAGCAAGAUUGACGAGUUGAACAAAAUUCCUGAUGAGGAUUUUGACAAAAUAGACAAGAAAGAGUUAUUUGCCUUCCAGGAUAUGUUGGCCAAGGGGGUCAGCGAGAUGUUACUUGAUGUAGUGAAACUAGAGUCAACCCACAAGGAACGUAUGACGUUGUUUGAAGAGCAAUACGAGAAGUUACUUGCAAGAGAACAACAAAAGGCGUAUAGAAAGAAAUUGAGAGAAGCGGCUAAGGAGGCAGAGAAUAAACAAAAGGAGACUGCAGCUGUGGAAGAAGAAGAGCUUGACUCGAGUCUGAAAGCAGAUUCAGUUUCUUCAACCGAGUCGGCUAAAACUAUUUUUUCAACCGAGUCAACUGAAACAAUUGAACCAGCUUCAACUGAACCAACUUCAACUGAACCAGCUUCAACUGAAACAGCUUCAACUGAACCCUCCGCUUCUUCCACCUCGCCCUCAACUGAAAUCUUGCAUGACGAGUUGUGA
Lodderomyces oxycetoniae is the source of this 2709-nucleotide messenger RNA. RefSeq names its product Hsp70 family chaperone (gene LHS1). The transcript has a single exon. Gene Ontology annotation, molecular function: ATP-dependent protein folding chaperone; ATP binding. Gene Ontology annotation, cellular component: endoplasmic reticulum chaperone complex. The coding region runs from base 1 to 2709 and encodes 902 amino acids. Gene Ontology annotation, biological process: endoplasmic reticulum unfolded protein response. Lineage: Eukaryota; Fungi; Ascomycota; Pichiomycetes; Serinales; Debaryomycetaceae. The record is from RefSeq and is a predicted model, not a curated record.